AGGCCAAGGGCAUUCAUCUCCUUUUUGACGCGCAGACCUAACGGACAAACAGUCCCUCUUUCUCUCUCUUCUCUUCUCUUCUCUUUCUACACCCACCCGAAUCUCGAAUCCGCAUAUGUUUCAAAACACUUGAAUCCAUCCGAUCCCUUUGAGAUCUCAGUCACCAUGGAAAUGCCUUCAAUUUCUUCGAGCCCUCGAACUGUCGAAGAGAUCUUCAAAGAUUACAGCGGUCGUCGUGCUGGCGUCAUUCGUGCCCUCACCUACGAUGUCGACGAGUUCUAUACACUCUGCGAUCCAGAAAAGGAGAAUUUGUGUUUGUACGGACACUCGAAUGAGAGUUGGGAAGUGACUCUGCCGGCUGAGGAGGUUCCGCCGGAGCUUCCAGAGCCAGCGUUAGGUAUCAAUUUCGCCAGAGAUGGGAUGAAACGUAGAGACUGGCUUUCGUUGGUAGCUGUGCAUACUGAUUCUUGGUUGCUCUCUGUUGCUUUUUAUUUCGGAGCACGCCUUAAUCGCAACGAAAGGAAGCGUCUGUUUAGCCUGAUAAAUGAUCUCCCCACCGUCUUUGAAGUCGUAACUGAGAGGAAGCCCACUAAGGAUAAGCCCAGUGUGGAUAGUGGAAGCAAAUCCAGGAUCAGUAUAAAGAGAUCAAAUGAUGGACAGUCGAAGCUAUAUAAUGCGGCUUAUGAGGAGCACGAAGAUGAACAUGGUGAAACCCUCUGUGGGAGCUGUGGGGGAAACUACAAUGCGGACGAGUUUUGGAUUGGCUGUGACAUUUGUGAGAGGUGGUUCCAUGGAAAGUGCGUAAAAAUAACGCCAGCCAAAGCGGAAAGUAUCAAGCAAUACAAAUGCCCUUCUUGCAGCACAAAGAGGGGCAGGCAGUAGUAGUGGCUGAAGAAGAAACUUUCUGGAAGGUUAACCUCAUUGCUUUAGCUGACUGGUGUUGUGUUAAAGCAAAUAUUAUAUAAGCCUAUUAGGAUGUAUUUUUAUUUUUAUUAUUAUUUUUUUUUAUGGGCUCUUUUAGUUGUCGUAAUUAUACAUAAUAGAUCCAUUUCCAAAUAGUCGAAGUUCGGCUUUUUCCAAGCUUACAUUGUUUCUGUCUCUGUAUGAUUCUAUAGUUUCUGUUUCAUAAGAUGCUGAUUGUAAUUGUUGUUUAUGACAUUGUAUUCUGUGAGACCCUGUUUCCUACACCAUCUUGAAAGCUUUUGACAUUUAAUUA
Cornus florida is the source of this 1216-nucleotide messenger RNA. RefSeq names its product PHD finger protein ALFIN-LIKE 1-like. The record is from RefSeq and is a predicted model, not a curated record. The coding region runs from base 166 to 882 and encodes 238 amino acids. Gene Ontology annotation, biological process: regulation of DNA-templated transcription. NCBI's taxonomy places the organism in Eukaryota, Viridiplantae, Streptophyta, Magnoliopsida, Cornales, Cornaceae. Gene Ontology annotation, cellular component: nucleus. The transcript has 5 exons. Gene Ontology annotation, molecular function: transcription cis-regulatory region binding; histone binding; transcription coregulator activity.